Molecule: messenger RNA, 828 nt
Organism: Cyprinodon variegatus (sheepshead minnow)
Lineage: Eukaryota; Metazoa; Chordata; Actinopteri; Cyprinodontiformes; Cyprinodontidae
Product: SLAM family member 5-like
Exons: 6
Coding region: 1-828 (275 amino acids)
Source: RefSeq, a predicted model, not a curated record
AUGCCGCAUCCAGCCGGGCGUUGCCUCUUACAAAGUCUCAAGAGCUCUGAAACUCGGUUUGUGAAGAAAGGAUCAGACCUGCUGCUGGAUGUAGACACAAUUCAAAAAGGAUUUGUUUUUACCUGGAAAUGUAACUCUGAUGUUGUUGUAAUAUUCCCUGGUGGCAGUGAACCCUCAGUCAAGGGGAAAUAUCAAGGCAGAGCAUCUUUUUUCAAACAAAACUAUUCUUUGGUAAUAAGAAAUAUGCAACAUGAAGACAGCGGAAACUAUAUUGCAACAGCAACUGGAUUUAAAGAGAGGAUUGUAGCUGAUUACAGAGUCACAGUCCAAGAUCCAGUGUCUCCAGUUAAUUUAACAAUAAAUUCAUUUGACGCCCAGUACUGUAAUUUCACUGCAACUUGUAAAGUGGUGGAUUCUGAAGUUAGUGGCAACUAUAGAUGUUACAAUCAGACCUGCCAUCCACUGACCAAACCAGAUUUGAAGGACUCUUUGAUGACGGUCUACGUACAGGAGGGCUCUGUUGUAUGUAACCAUAGCAACUAUGUAAGCUGGACAAAUGAUACACAGCCUUUUGUUUCUCUCUGCAAGAACAAACCAGUCUUAAAUGCCGGCACCAUAGCAAGGAUAUCAGUAGCAGCAUCUGUUACAGCGGGUUUACUUUUCUUUGGGCUGUUCAAAUGUUGGAAAAGAAAAAGGAGAGCUAAUACAGUGAAUGAAGUACCUGAGUUUGACCGUGCUGCUACUUCACCAUCGUCUCGGCACGGAAAUAUUCCACGUCAAAAGGAGCAGUCAUCCCCUCCUAUCGCUACGGAAGCCGCGAUGGGUUGA